AUGGCCAGAAUUUUAGCAAUAAGCAAUAUAAGAUAUAUUGGAAAUAUAAUUGACAAACUAUCAAUAACAUUACUAAAUUCUAAUAUAGUUUAUACCAAAGAAUACAAAGCAAGGCAUUGUGCUUUUUGUUGA
This is a messenger RNA of Cetraspora pellucida, 132 nucleotides long. Lineage: Eukaryota; Fungi; Glomeromycota; Glomeromycetes; Diversisporales; Gigasporaceae. The record is from the annotation of a GenBank genome assembly.